GUAAAGUCAUCUGGAAACCACAUUAUGUUUCUACUUUCUGAUGAAGAAACGGACCAAUAUUACAGAAGUCAAAAGAUGGUACUGAGCAAGGAGAGUGCCAGCCUAAAAUUGCUUCCCCUCAAGCCACGACUUAUCGAGCUCCCGAAAGGAACAAACGGUUAUGGCUUUUACCUACAAAUGGAACAAAAUACUGGUGAUCACAUAAUCAAGGAUGUUGAUUCUGGGAGCGCAGCAGCCAAAGCAGGUCUCAAAGACAAGGAUAUCUUAGUGGCUGUCAAUGGUGAACAAGUGGAGGCUCUGGACCACGGACAAGUAGUGGAAAAGAUCAAGCAGUCAGAGGAGAAAAUAACACUCUUGGUAGUAGAUAAGGAGACUGACGCCAUGUAUAAACUGGUAAGGAAAUGCAGGCUACU
Molecule: messenger RNA, 413 nt
Organism: Tinamus guttatus (white-throated tinamou)
Lineage: Eukaryota; Metazoa; Chordata; Aves; Tinamiformes; Tinamidae
Source: RefSeq, a predicted model, not a curated record